This is a messenger RNA of Actinia tenebrosa (Australian red waratah sea anemone), 3778 nucleotides long. RefSeq lists its product as uncharacterized. Gene Ontology annotation, biological process: iron ion transport. Gene Ontology annotation, cellular component: plasma membrane. NCBI's taxonomy places the organism in Eukaryota, Metazoa, Cnidaria, Anthozoa, Actiniaria, Actiniidae. Gene Ontology annotation, molecular function: oxidoreductase activity; copper ion binding. The record is from RefSeq and is a predicted model, not a curated record.
GACGGCGAAGAUCAUGAAUCGGCAGGCAAUCUUAAUAUACAUUAUUUUGGCGUUAAACAUUGAAAGAAAUGAAGUUUAUGCUGAAAUUUGUACGAACAAAGUGUGUGUCUAUAAAUUCGUUGUUCGAGAGACGCGUACUAUGAUGUUUACUGCAAACAAUCCAUCCGGUGGACAAGCUUCAUACCCUGUACGUAUUUCAAGAAAUGGCAGUCUAUCACUUUUACCAACGACAUUUAACAGAUAUGUCCCCGAUGUGUCUGUCCCAGUCAGUGAAGUACAUACAGCAGACGGCCAUACAAGGACCAUCAUCACAGUCAACGACCAGUUCCCAGGUCCAGCCAUUGAAGUCAUGGAAGGAGCACAGGUCGCUGUGAACGUAGUGAAUGAAAUGCAGGAAYCAAGUCUUACAAUUCAUUUUCAUGGUAUGCAUAUGAAAAACAAUCCAUGGAUGGAUGGGACAGCUUAUAUUUCUCAGUGUCCAGUGCGUCCUAAGGAAAGCUUCCAGUACAGAUUUAUAGCAACCCCAGCAGGAACCCAUUGGUAUCAUUCACAUUUUGAAGGGCAGAGAGCAGAUGGAUUAUUUGGGCCUUUGAUAGUUCAUAGGUCUAAACCUUCCAUUCAGUACAUGACGCUGAUGAUCAAUGAUUGGUACUCAAUGCCUGCAAAGGAAAUCUUGUUAAGAAGUCCUUUUUUUUUACCAAAGGGAGGCAUUGGAGAUAUAAUGGAUGAUCCUGUCACAAGAAGUUACAUAUUUGAUGGGACAGAAACGUCUGCGUUACGCUACUGGUCUGGUCUUAUCAAUGGACGAGGACGACAUGGUAACAACACGUCACCACUCAGUGUUUUUAAUGUCAAAUCUGGACAGAAAUAUCGGAUUCAUCUAAUAUUUUCUAGUCUGGAAUAUAAUUAUAGGUUUUCCAUCGAUGAACAUGAGUUCACAGUGGUAGAGACUGAUGGAUACCCGGUAAAACCUGUUCGAGUCGAAUCCCUUCUUGGCUUCAUGGGCGAAAGAUUCGUCGUGGAGUUUACUGCAAACCAAAGCGUUAAAAAGUAUUGGAUUCGAGCAAAGGUGGUGAGAACUGGACUCGGCAAACAUCCUGAGCCUGAUGGAAAAAAUGAAGAGACUCUGGCUAUUCUACAGUACGAAGGAGCAAAUGGUGGAGAACCCGAGACGAGUCCUAUAAACUGUACAGAAAGCAAGCCUUGCCAUGUACUAAACUGCCCUUGGACAAAUUAUCAUAAAGAAUGGCAUCCUAAUCGUCAAUGCAUUCCCAUUUCUGACCUGAGGCUCGACACGAAUCUAUUCGAAGAUGAAGUCAAUCUUAAUACACCCAAUAACCAAAUUUUUGAAAUAUUUUUAAACUCCGGGUUUCCCAUUGGGAGUUCAAUUAAUAAACUUAGAAAUGUUAUGCCAAGAGCGCCAUUGUUUCAAGAGUCUAGUACCUGGGGAAACCAACCAUGUGCAGUUGAUUGUAAUGAUAAAGGCUGCUUAUGUACGCACGUGAUCGAUCUACCACCCAAUAGGACUAUACAGAUGGUACUGUCUUCGAAUUCUUUGGCAUUGACGGAAAAGAAUGGAACGAUCAAUGAUAUCACGACUAUGCAUCAUCCAGUUCAUAUACACGGACACAGCUUUCAGGUGCUCAAAAUAGGAUUUCCAAUCGCCAAUUCUAAAACUGGAAGGAUCGAAAAACAAAAUCCAGAUUUGAUUUGUGAAAAUGAAGCCUGCAGUAAACAAAGAUGGGCAGAAGGACAACCCACAGGUUUGAACUUCGACAACCCUCCAAUAAAAGAUACUGUAAAUGUCCCUGCUUCUGGAUACGUGGUGAUAAGGUUCAAGAGUGAUAAUCCAGGAUACUGGUUCUUGCACUGUCAUCAGUUGCUACACAAUAUCGAAGGGAUGUCCCUAAUAUUGAAUGAAUCCCAUGCAAGUCUACCUCCUCCACCUACUAACUUCACAACGUGCGGGGAAUUUAGUAUGGACAGUCGCGAGUUUGAAAUGAUGCUUGAGAGGAACAAACAGUGUGCUUCAAAAGAAUGUGGCGAUAACAAUGAUAGUACAAGUAAAGCUUUUCGUACGGUCUUAGUGUGGACGUGGAAUUUUCCAGUCGUCGCAGCUUUUUUAACAUGUGCAAUCCAGUUUCAUUUGUGAGAAGAACAACAAACUCUGACCUUUGGGCUUCCUGUGAAAUUCUCGAUAUGAAAAUAUAGACUGGGAACUAGGUCUCAGUUCUACUCUGCUUACUUGGAACGCCUGUCUAAAUUCAACUCAUUCGUUUGUCUUUUCUUCUUCUUCUUGUUCUUCUUCUCUUUGUUAUCCUUUUCCUUGUGUUGUUCUUCUUGUCGUACUCUAAUUUUCUUCACAUGCUUGACCUAUACUUCAUGAUGAGUCAACCUUUAAUCUCAUUAGUUUAAGUCUGAGACUGUCAAGUCGAUGAUGAAACGCUGUUUCUGAACACUAAUUCUUCUUUCUUUCUUAUGACUUUUAAGUGAUAGAUUAUUUUUCCUUAUAUGAUCGACUUUGUCGAAGUGAUUACAAGAACUUAUCUUGACUAAGGAUUAAGUUAAAACUUAUCUUUCUUUCCUCCUCGUAUUUGUAACCUUUAACUGUAUUUUUCCUUAUCUUUAUGUGUUGUCCUGUGCAUGUUUUAAACUCUCACUUAAAUUUCUUUUUACCUAAGAUGUUUUUCAUGCCUUUAUAUUGUUCCUCCAAAGUCUUGUUAUCUCUGUCUUUCUUGAGGAUUGAUAGAAGUAAGAUUAUAUUACCAGUUAAUGAUGACAAACACUGCGCAAAUAUGAGACAGCUUGCUGUCGAGGAUCAAGACAGUGUCUGAAACUGGUAUAGAAUGUAUGUAGAAAUGAUGUUAGUAAGGGUUGUAGUUGAAAUGAGUAUGAAUGAACUGCUGAAGUUCUGGGAUUUCGCCUCCUGUCGGUGAAAAAAUCCAGGCAAUUCAAUUCCUCCAAACCCUGCCAUAACCAAUGAGCUUUGAUCAGGUAUUUUGAAAUCAGAAAAUAAUUAUCUUAGCUGGAAAUUAAAAUAAGUAAAACUGUGAAAUUUGAAGAAAAUAAGUUUAAAACUAAAGAUAUAAUUUUUGAAUAGCAUUAAUUUUGUAAGAAAACCUCUGCUGUAGCCAAAAGAUGCCUCCAACAAAUGUUUUUAUAUGAAAUUCUGAUAUUUGAAAAUUCCUAUUUUCACGAUUUUUGUACUUAGUUGCUUCAAACUUCACAAUUUUGCUAAUAUCAGAGCCCCUCAAGGAUCCCCCUUCAGGGCUCUCAUUUUAACAUGCUCUUUCUUGGCAUCUGUAGUAGCUAUUUUUUUGUCCUUAAGGUUUGGAGUUGCCUGGGUCUCAGAAAAUUAAAAAAGUGCUUGAAAUAUUCUGCAAAUUUUGAAAGUGUUUUUUAGUUUUAAUUAUUCUCAUAAUGAAGUUAGAAAUUCAAAUCAUGUGCCAAUUGACCCCUUGCAGUACGUUGGAAUAUGCAGCUCAAUCUGGGGGACAAAACAAUAGGUUCCAAUUCUCAGGAGAUUGGAAUUCUUUCGUUUUGUCCCCCAGAUCAAGCUGCUUCGACGUUACAUGCAAGGGAUCUAUACUGGAAUCAAAAAAAAAAAAAAGAAAAAAAAAGAAGAAAAUCAUUGGUACAGUUUUUCAACGUGUUGACUUCUAAGCUAGUGAUAGUUCAAGGGACUAUAGGUAGCAGUUUUCUGUUUAUUAAGGGACUAUAGUUCCCCAGAAUAUAACAAACCCUUUAUGCAAAAUAAAAAACAAAGGAUUUUGCACUA